Messenger RNA from Elaeis guineensis (African oil palm), 2103 nucleotides. Its product is annotated as probable beta-1,4-xylosyltransferase IRX14. The record is from RefSeq and is a predicted model, not a curated record. Gene Ontology annotation, molecular function: galactosylgalactosylxylosylprotein 3-beta-glucuronosyltransferase activity; xylosyltransferase activity. Lineage: Eukaryota; Viridiplantae; Streptophyta; Magnoliopsida; Arecales; Arecaceae. Gene Ontology annotation, biological process: glucuronoxylan biosynthetic process; plant-type secondary cell wall biogenesis. Gene Ontology annotation, cellular component: Golgi membrane.
CUCCCAACCUCCCUCUUUCCCUCCCACCAACCGCCUUCUUUCCGCCCAUAUCUCUUUCUCUCAUUCCCUACCAAUUCUUGGUAAUAAUUAUAUAAAAGUAAAACUAACACCACAAAACCCAACUGCCCUCUUUCUUCUUCGCCCCCUGCCCAAAAGUUGACAAGGAGAGGAAGACGAGGGAGGGGGAGAGAUGAAGAUGUCAUUGCUUCAGAACCACAACAACCGCCGCAUGGCCACAUACCGGUCGUCGCCGGCGUUGUCGGACGGCGGUGGCGCCGACGGCAUGGGAAAGUCCCCGGCCAGCUGCUUCUGGCUCCUCCUCCACGGUCUCUGCUGCCUCAUCAGCCUCGUCCUCGGAUUCCGCUUCUCCCGCCUCGUGUUCUUCCUCCUCUUCUCCACCACCACCCUCUACACCUCCGCCCCCGUUCUCCGCGCCACGACCACCACCACAACGACCACCACCACCACCACCCGUACCGAGACCCUCACCCUCUCCCUCCCCAAUCACCCGCCGCCGCCCCCGCCGGCGGUCCUCUCCGUCCCCAACCGCACCCGGAGUCGGGUGGUCGUCGGUCGGCACGGGAUCCGCAUCCGCCCCUGGCCCCACCCCAACCCUGCCGAGGUCAUGCGGGCCCACCACAUCAUCGACCGAGUCCAGCGCGAGCAGCGGCUCCAGUACGGCGUCAAGGCUCCCCGGCCCCUCAUCGUCGUCACGCCCACCUAUGUCCGGACUUUCCAGGCCCUCCACCUCACCGGCCUCCUCCACUCCCUCCUCCUCGUCCCCUACCCCGUCACCUGGAUCGUUGUCGAGGCCGGCGGCGUCUCCAAUGAGACCGCCGCCAUCCUCGCCCGUUCCCAGCUCCCCAUCCUCCACAUCCCGUUCCCCGAGAAGAUGCCCACUAAGUGGGCCGAGCGCCACAAGAUGGAAGCUCGGAUGCGUCUCCACGCACUGAGAGCGGUGAGGGAACGGGUACUGGAUGGCAUUGUGGUGUUCGCUGACGAUAGCAAUAUCCACAGCAUGGAAUUCUUCGAUGAGGUGCAGAAGGUGAAGUGGAUGGGCGCAGUCUCAGUUGGAAUUCUUGCCCAUUCUGGGAAUUCCGAGCCGGCACCUGAUCGGAAAUUCAGUGAGGAGGAGAAGGAGAACUUUCCUGUACCAAUUCAAGGCCCUGCUUGCAACUCAUCGGGUCAGUUGGUCGGCUGGCACACCUUCAACUCUUUGCCAUACAGAGAGAAGAGUGCAACUUUUGUUGGCGAAGCAGCGACGGUGUUGCCGAGGAAGCUGGAGUGGGCUGGGUUUGUGUUGAACUCGCAAUUGCUGUGGAAAGAAGCAGAUGAGAAGCCUAAUUGGGUUCGGGAUCUCGAUGCCGUAGGUAAAUAUGGAGAGGAGGUUGAGGACCCACUCGCUCUGUUGAAGGAUGAAUCCUCUGUUGAGCCUCUGGGAAACUGUGGGAAGAAGGCCCUGUUGUGGUGGCUCCGUGUCGAAGCCCGGUCAGACAGCAAGUUCCCACCAGGAUGGAUCAUAGAUCCUCCUUUGAAAGUCACUGCCCCUGCAAAGCGUACUCCAUGGUUUGAUGCAUCAUCACUUGACCUUCAAUCACAAACAACGACCAACAAAGAUCAUGUGGAGGGGUGGCCUUCAAGAAUAAGUAAAUCACAGAGUUCUCACAAUGAAAGGAAGCAAGAGUCAUGGGUAGAUAAACUAAUAUUUGGAAUGACCCAGAGGCAAGCAAAAUAAUGCAGCAUCACAGCAACUGUUCAUGCUCAACAGAAGAUUAAUAAAGAGAUUUGAGGAUUUCAGCAUUCAACAGCCUGUUUUCUAUUAUCGCGGUUGUCUAUUAUACUUGGUUGAAGCUAUCAACUGGUGGAGCCUACAAACAUGUGGCAUAUGUUCAAUUGGCAGAAUUUGUAUUGUAGAGGUCUGUUCAUUAAAUUUUGUUAAUUCAUUCUACUUCGACUCUCAGGUCUUUGAUGUGGUUUGACUAUGAAUAUAUACUAGGGAAUGUAAUGUUGACAUGAAAUGUGGUUUGUUUAUAGGAUUCAUGGAACAAUUUUGGUUCUGAUACCAAAUUUGUGUUCAGAUAAGAAUCUUAGCAUAUUUCUGCU